UGGGAAGAAUUUUCAAUGAUUCUGGGGGGAAUACGUGUUGCGUUGUUUCCCGACUCUAUAAAAACGGUGAAUCCGAACUCAAGUUCCACAGAUCAUUUCAAACCGCGCGAAGACAGGGAUCUUGUCUACCCUCAGCCUGUUGUAUAUUAUAAGACAGAAAGGAUGGACCUGUUGACGGUAGCCAUGCUAUCGGUGGCAUGCUUCGUGUUGUACCGGAUAAUCAGCUUUACAGUCAAGCUGUUGAAAGUUGUAUUACUCUGCGAAUAUCCGCCUAAUGCCGAUGAACUGCCGAGUCUGCCUUUCGUAGGCCAUGCAUACCUCUUAGUCGGUGGCACUGAAGUUAUCUUGAAGAGGAUACUUGAACUGGGAAAAAUUUAUCCUACGUCGUUUCGAUUUCUGUUUGGUAACAAUUCGGUGUACAUCACAACUUCUCCUCAGCAUAUAAAGGAGAUACUCCUCAGUCCGAAGACCAUUGAGAAAAACUACUUCUACGAAUUCGGGCGACCUUGGAUGGGGGACGGAUUAAUCACCGCUCCUGCCUCAAUAUGGGAAGUGCACCGGAAGCUGCUGCAGCCGUCCUUCAAUCCCGUGGCCCUCAAGUCUUACGUCAAAACAUUUGCCACUCAAUCAGUGAUAAUGACCAAGAGGAUGGACCAGCAAUUGGACGGACCAGAAUUUGAAAUAUACAAAUACAUUUUUCUGAAUUCAUUGGACACAAUUUGCGCGACGGCUAUGGGCAUAAAUUUGGAAGCACAGGUGAACGAAGAAUGUCAGUAUGACGAAGCGAUACGGAAGGUGAUGGCUGGUUUCACCGAACGAGCCGUUAGCCCUUGGCUGUACCCAGACUUUGUUUUUUACCGUACGCCACUUGGCAAGGACCUGAUGAAACAGGUCGAUUAUUUGCACGAGUUGACGGACAGCGUGAUACGACAGAAGAAGGCAGAAAUCGUCCGGCAUGGUGAUCAACGAGUAUCAGCCGAUGAAGAACGAGAUGCAGAUGAUGAUUCCACAGCUGGACCUCAGAUACUGAUAGAAAAUCUCUUCAGACUGUCCGACGACAACAAAACGCUGACGGAUAAAGAGGUCCGGGAUCAUGUUGAUACUAUGAUCGUAGCUGGCAGCGAUACAACGGCCAUCACGAUGAACUACGUGUUGUUGAUGCUGGCAUCACAUCAAGAUAUUCAGGAAAAAGUGUACCAGGAACUGUGCGACAUCUUCGGAGAACAUGUAUUAAACGACGACAGUGAAGAGUUGCACAUCACGAUGGACGUCUUGGCCAGAAUGGCGUACAUGGAGAGAGUGAUCAAAGAAACUAUGCGCCUGUUUGUCGUUGGACCCGUGACCUUCCGGAAGACGACGGAGAAUCUGGAUUUAGGUGGGCAUACUGUGCCAAGAGGAAGCUCGGUCAUGGUCAACGUUAUGGGAGUUCACAGAAGUGAGAAGUACUGGCCCGACGCUCUUAAAUUUGAUCCAGACAGAUUCUUACCUGAACGGUUUGCAAAACAAGAACCGUACUCCUACUUGCCGUUCAGUGGUGGUCGAAGAAAUUGUCUCGGAGCGAAGUACGCUAUGAUGUUCAUGAAGACAAUGACCGCAACGGUUCUCCGAAAAUAUGUUUUAACCAAGGAUAAAGUGGUACCAGUCGAAGAUGUGCGGCUGAAACUUGACUUUUUACUGAAAUCUGUCCAUCCUGACACAGUACGGAUUAAGAGACGAGCAAAACAGCAUGCUUCUUAGGAAGGGAACAUUGCCGGCGAAUAUAAUACUUUUCACAAAAGGAAAGUGAUUUUACUUCGCGCUGAUGCGAUUAAAUAAAAAUUCCGCACUCGACAAUCCUACCAACGUUGAAAUUGUAUGAUUUCACUCCCAAUCAACGGGGCUUUCUAAACUUAUAAGUCAUCAAAUUCUGGAUAUGAUCAGUCGUGUGGUUGUUGUUUUCUUGUUCUUGUUUUUAAUAUUUUGUGAGAAAUGUUCUGUUUUUCUAAGAAUUUCUCUGAACAACCGCAUAUUUUUCGAAUAUUUAAUACUCAGCAGCACGCAUACAUUCAAGCAAAUACUGUACAAGCUAUGAUACUUGUGGCUGCAGGGUCCAAACUUUCAUUUCAUUGCGAUAUUGCUGAAUAAAAAUUGAUCAAUUGAAAGUGCAAUGUUGAGUAAUUUAAAGAACAAAUGAAAAAAAAAAAGAAAAAAGAAUGGCUCUCGAAAUUUAUUGAUUUCCAGUGAAUAAAUUUGUUGUUAAAAUAUUAAUAACUGAUUUAAAUUCAUUCAUUAUAAAUAAUAAUUCAUAUAAAUUGUACGGCCGCAACUGCUGGCAUAAUUUCAUAAGGCUAAAUUACUGUCAUUGUAAAAAUUAAAUGCUGAAAAAAAUAUUUUUCAUUAUCCGACCGGAGCAUGAUUAUUAAUAUUUCUUAUCACGAUAAUGUCUCUAUCUUCGGAAAUAUCGACUUUUUCAUUGUUUUUCGUGUCCAACACUUUCCAAACAGUUUCCCAACCUGUUUCCAAACACGAUGUUUUUCAACUAUCAAAACAGAAUAUUAAUCGAUCUUGUUCCACGUUUACGGAAUUAUUUACAAUCCACUGUUCAAAUAAUCAGCGCCCUCGUAAAAAUAUGUGAAAUUCAUUUUCACGAACAGGCAAUCUGUAUAUCAUGUAUGCAGAUCUGUUUAUGCGCUUAGAAGUAGUUCAGUAAUUAUCUUUCUGCCAGAACGAAGUAAAUUAAAAUGCCAAACAGUCAUUCCAUGGAU
Neodiprion fabricii is the source of this 2744-nucleotide messenger RNA. RefSeq names its product cytochrome P450 4C1-like. NCBI's taxonomy places the organism in Eukaryota, Metazoa, Arthropoda, Insecta, Hymenoptera, Diprionidae. Gene Ontology annotation, molecular function: heme binding; monooxygenase activity; iron ion binding. The transcript is spliced from 13 exons. The coding region runs from base 16 to 1737 and encodes 573 amino acids. The record is from RefSeq and is a predicted model, not a curated record.